UUGCACUACUAACUAAUCAAACAUUACGAAAUAUGUGGCUACUUUUCUUCUUUUAAUGCUGUGGACAUUUAAAAAUUAACUCUGGAGGAAGCCGUCGCCUUGUUGGAACUGUAUUUAGUUGUAAUGAUCAUUUCUUUUUCCUGGGCCAUUUAUUUUAUAUUCGUGUCGAAGCCUUUGUUUGGGAAAAAUUAGCUAAGCUGGCGUUAGCGAUGGGUCGAUGACAGAUUGCAGCAGAGCAGAGUUUGGCCGAACAAGGCUCGGCUUCUUGCACUGGUGACACUGUGAAGAGACGAAAUGGAUUUCUCUAAAUUUCUAGACGAUGACUUUGAUGUGAAGGACUGGGUGAACGGCGCCUUCAGGGUGGUGCAGAAGGACGCGCCAGGGAAGGCGGACACACACGCAGCCACACUGGUCAUGAAACUGCAGUUGUUCAUCCAGGAAGUCAACAAUGCUAUUGAGGAGAGCAGUAAUCAAGCUGUCCAGAACAUGCCCAGAGUGCUGCGAGAUGUGGAGGCUGUGAAACAGGAGGCUUCCUUCCUAAAGGAGCAGAUGGUGCUGGUCAAAGAGGACAUCAAGAAGUUUGAGCAGGACACUGUGCAGUCCAUGCAGGUCCUGGUAGAGAUUGAUCAAGUGAAAGGUCGCAUGCAGCUGGCAGCCGAGGCUCUGCAGGAGGCAGACAAAUGGAGCACAUUGAGUGCAGACAUUGAGGAGACCUUUAAAACACAGGACCUUGCAGUGAUCUCCUCUAAGUUGACGAGCAUGCAGAACAGUCUGGCCAUGCUGGUGGACACACCGGACUAUUCAGAAAAGUGUGUCCACCUGGAGGCUCUGAAAAACAGACUAGAGGCGUUGGCCAGCCCCCAAAUAGUAGCAACCUUUAAUUCCAUGUCUUUAGACCAAGCCAAGCUGUUUGUUAAAGUCUUCACUGAAAUAGAUAGAAUGCCACAGCUCCUCGCCUACUACUACAAGUGUCACAAGGGCCAGUUAGUGAGCAUGUGGCAGGAUCUCUCUCAGACCGAGCUCAGCCUGAACCAGCAGCUUGCUGAGUUCUACGACACCUUGCUCUCUUCAUGGCACUCUCAGCUCCAGUGGAGCAGCCAGGUGUUCAAGAACCCUUACGAGGUGGUGACAGUGCUGCUGAUCCAGACUCUGGGGGCCAUGGUCCCAUCCAUCCCUGUGUGCCUGAGCACAACUAUGGACCGGGCAGCCCAGGAGCAGCGUCUCGACACCCUGCUGGAACUCAACCACACCAUGUCCACCUUCGGACACAGCCUAGAGGCUGCCAUGCUGCCUCACCUGGGUGAGAAUAACCUACUGAAGGUGAACGAGCUCGUCUGUGCGCUGUAUGACCCCUAUAAACCCUACCAGAUACAGUACGGUGAUCUGGAGGAAGCUCACCUCCUCAUCCAGAUCAGCGCUGUACCUUUGGAACAUGGGGAGGUAAUUGAUUGUGUAGAAGAGCUGAGCCACUCUGUUAGCAAACUGUUUGGCCUGGCCAGCGCUGCUGUGGACCGCUGUGUGAAACUGACUGAUGGACUGGCCGUGUGCGGCCUCCUCAAAGCUCUCAAAGCCCUUUUCACAAAGUAUGUGUCUGACUUCUCCACAACGUUGCAGUCAAUCAGGAAGAAGUGCAAACUGGAGGACACACCUAGUUCAUCUGUUUUCCAGGAGGACUGGACGGCCUUCCAGAACUCAGUCAGAAUUAUUGCCACUUGUGGAGAGUUACUUCGACAGUGUGGUGCCUUUGAGCAACAGCUGUCAAACAAGAUCCUGGGCACGGCAGGUAAGUACUUGUCAGAGUCCUACAGCCCCCGCAGCCUGACAGGCAUCCAGGAGGCAAGCUCCACAGAGAGGAAAAGCGCCACCAAGAACCCCUGGCAGGAAUACAACUACCUUCAGAGGGGCAGCAUGGCUGAAUACAACAGCCUGAUGGAAGUCCUCUACUCAUUAAAGGAAAAAGGCACAGGCAACUCCAACCUGUUAGCUGAGUCCAGAACAGCUUUGACCAGACUGAACCAACAGGCCAAUCAGCUGGCCUUCGACUCUGUCUUCCUACAGAUCAAACAUCAACUCUGCCUCGUCUCCAAGAUGGAGAAUCAAGAGUCAGCUGGUUUUGGAGAGAGCUACACAGAGGAUCUACCUACUUUCAGCCUGUCACCACAAGAAUACAUCACAAAUAUAGGUCAGUACCUGAUGUCUCUGCCACUCCACUUGGAACCGUUUGUGACACAGGAGGAUCCAGCGCUAGAGAUGGCCCUACAUGCUGGCAAGCUGCCUUUCCCUCCAGAGCAAGGUGAUGACCUUCCUGAGCUGGACAACACUGCCGACUACUGGCUGGGCUCCAUCGCUCGGGCAACCAUGCAGACGUACUGCGAUGCCAUUCUGCUCAUCCCCCAACUGAGUCCCCAUUCCACUAAACAGCUGGCCACAGAUAUCGACUAUCUGAGCAAUGUGAUGGAUGCUCUGGGCCUGCAGCCCUCCCGCACCCUCCAGCAGAUUGUCACCCUGUUGAGAGCCAAACCAGAAGACUACAGACAGACCGCCAAACUGCUGCCUCGUCGACUGUCCUCCACCAUAGCUGCCCUCCGCUGCAUUGACUACUAACGUCAACAAAGGGAGAGGAAGACUGACUGUGUAGGUACAGUUGGCGGUCAGAGCAGCACUGCAGACUAGCAGGGCAUCUUCAACCUAUUCCCUGUGUUGGUAACAAAAUGCAGAGGAAUGUGUUAUCAAUUACAGCCCUUAAGUAAUGUAAUGAUUCCCACUUGCGGCAUUUUAGGACUCUCCUGUCCAAAUAGGUAUGGGAUUUAUGGGAAUGUUAAGAGAUGGAAAUCAGGAUGGUUCUGAGUUUUUUUUAUAUUGAUUAAUAUUAAAGUGUGACUUUAAAUUAUGUCUCAGCAGUGAUAAUGCCUUCAAGUUAAGCCAAAAGGUGGAAGUGUCUUGGCUUUUGCAUCUUUAGCCCUGCUUUUAUUUGUUACAGAACAUCUAAGGGAAUAACACAAUGUACAUUAGGGGAUGUUUGAGAGCAUUUGAAAUCUUACUGAUUAUAUUUGUUGUUAAUUAUUUGUCAUACUAAUAUAAUUAAUCUAUAAUAUUAAAUUAUCUUAGGCAAUAUUUCUGAUAUGAGCUGUAUAGUUUUUUGUUAACCAAGCUUCAUAUCCAGCCGUUGACUCAAGGUGAAGGUAAUCUUUCUUUCUCUUGUUGUAGAAGGCGCUGGACAAAUAAUAUGGAUGUAGAUAUUUUUCCAUGUAGUGUCUUGAAAACUUGUACAUAAAAUAUUUACAUCAACACUA
This is a messenger RNA of Scomber scombrus (Atlantic mackerel), 3293 nucleotides long. It is a transcript of the gene cog7, whose product is annotated as component of oligomeric golgi complex 7. The record is from RefSeq and is a predicted model, not a curated record. NCBI's taxonomy places the organism in Eukaryota, Metazoa, Chordata, Actinopteri, Scombriformes, Scombridae. The coding region runs from base 295 to 2604 and encodes 769 amino acids. Gene Ontology annotation, cellular component: COG complex. The transcript has 17 exons. Gene Ontology annotation, biological process: retrograde vesicle-mediated transport, Golgi to endoplasmic reticulum; intracellular protein transport; Golgi organization.